AUGUGGAAGGUUCAACAGGUGAUGAUGAUUGCGUCGGCGGCGUUCACGACCUCGCUUGGCGUAUCUAUUGUGUCGCCAGCUCAUUCGCAGUUUAUGAAAGAGUUUGAAGUCGGUAGUACGGUCGCAAUUCUUCCUUUGUCGCUUUACGUGUUCGCCCUAGCGCUAGGUCCAGUUGUAGGAGGGCCGCUGUCUGAGACAAUUGGAAGAUACCCCGUUUAUAUCGGCUCUACACUACUUAGAAGUAUAUUCACCCUAGGCGUUGGACUCAGUUACACAUUUACAGCAGUCUGUGUCUUACGUUUUCUCGCUGGUCUUUACUUCGCACCUCCUUUGGCUAUCGCUGCAGGAACCAUCAACGAAACGUUCAAGCCCGCAUCUCGGGCUAUCCCAUCAACUAUCUUCAUCCUGACUCCUUUCCUCGAUCCCGGUCUUGGGCCUGUCAUUAGGAGCUUCUUGGUCAAUCGUAAGGGCUGGCGCUAG
Penicillium soppii is the source of this 480-nucleotide messenger RNA. RefSeq lists its product as uncharacterized. Gene Ontology annotation, molecular function: spermine transmembrane transporter activity; spermidine transmembrane transporter activity. The record is from RefSeq and is a predicted model, not a curated record. Bases 1 to 480 code for a protein of 159 amino acids. The transcript is spliced from 3 exons. Gene Ontology annotation, biological process: spermidine transport; spermine transport; transmembrane transport. NCBI's taxonomy places the organism in Eukaryota, Fungi, Ascomycota, Eurotiomycetes, Eurotiales, Aspergillaceae.